GUGGACUUGUGUGGACUUCGCUUGAUUUGCUGGGGGCGCCCUCGGAGCCGGCCCCGGCUCCCUCCCGCCCCGGGGGUCCCACGCCCGGCGGGGCCGCCCCCGCGGGGGUCCCCAGCAUGGAGGUGGCCGAGCCGCAGCCCCUGGGCCUGUUCCCCGAGGACGAGCUCAUGUCCGUGGGCAUGGACACCUUCAUCCACCGCAUCGACUCCACCGAGGUCAUCUACCAGCCCCGCCGCAAGCGGGCCAAGCUCAUCGGCAAGUACCUCAUGGGGGACCUGCUGGGCGAGGGGUCCUACGGCAAGGUGAAGGAGGUGCUGGACUCGGAGACCCUCUGCCGGCGCGCCGUCAAGAUCCUCAAGAAGAAGAAGCUGCGGCGGAUCCCCAACGGGGAGGCCAACGUGAAGAAGGAGAUCCAGCUGCUGAGGCGCUUGCGGCACCAGAACGUCAUCCAGCUGGUGGACGUGCUGUACAACGAGGAGAAGCAGAAGAUGUAUAUGGUGAUGGAGUACUGCGUGUGCGGCAUGCAGGAGAUGCUGGACAGCGUGCCCGAGCGCCGGUUCCCGGUGUGCCAGGCCCACGGCUACUUCUGCCAGCUGGUGGACGGCCUGGAGUACCUGCAUAGCCAGGGCAUCGUGCACAAGGACAUCAAGCCGGGCAACCUGCUGCUCACCACGGCCGGGACCCUCAAGAUCUCCGACCUGGGCGUGGCCGAGGCCCUGCACCCGUUCGCCGAGGAUGACACGUGCCGGACAAGCCAGGGCUCCCCCGCCUUCCAGCCCCCCGAGAUCGCCAACGGCCUGGACACCUUUUCGGGUUUCAAGGUGGACAUCUGGUCGGCAGGGGUGACGCUCUACAACAUCACAACGGGCUUGUACCCCUUCGAGGGGGACAAUAUCUACAAACUGUUCGAGAACAUUGGCAAGGGCGACUACAGCAUCCCGGGGGACUGCGGGCCGCCACUCUCUGACCUGCUCAGGGGGAUGCUGGAGUAUGAGCCAUCCCGGAGGUUCUCACUGCAGCAGAUCCGGCAGCACAGCUGGUUCCGCAAGAAGCACCCGCCGGCCGAGGCGCCGGUGCCCAUCCCGCCGAGCGCAGACUGCCGGGACCGCUGGCGCGGGAUGACGGUGGUGCCCUACCUGGAGGACCUGCACGGCUGCGCCGACGACGCCGAUGAGGACCUCUUCGACAUCGACGACGACAUUGUCUACACUCAGGACUUCACGGUGCCAGGUCCCGGAGGAGGGCUCCGGCCAGAACGGACAGAGCUGGGGCCUGCCCAAGGCCGUGUGCAUGAACGGCACGGAGUCGGCGCAGCUGAGCGGCCGCCCCCGGGCCGAGCGCAGGGCCAGCGCCAACUCCACCCCGGCGCGCAAGGCCUGCUCGGCCAGCAGCCGCCUGCGCCGCCUGUCGGCCUGCAAGCAGCAGUGAGCGCAGCGCCCGCAGGCGAGCUCCAGGAGCCACAGCCCAGGCCCCCCGGCUUCCCGCCCCAGGCCGGGGUGGCGCCUCGGCCGCGGUGCCGGCCAGGGCCAGCGGACACUGGGGUCCGGCCCCGCGGGCCCGGCCAGGCGCGCGCCCCGCCCGUGGACUUGGCCACAGAUGCCCAGCCGGGCCCCGGAGUGGAGGAGGAUGCGCCCUGUGUGGGGCCAGGGACCCCCGCCAUGCACUUUACGUUCCAACACUGGUUCGCGCCGGCCCGGACGCCCGUCGCCACGCCGCUCCCCGGGGACGCCGCGGGGCUGGUGCGGGGAACCUGCCAGCAGGAUGCAUGCCCAGCCCCCGAGGGAGCCGGGCGGCUGUCUCGUUUCGUUUGGUUGGUUCUUUUAUUUCUUUUUUUAAGAAAAAAAAAUAAAACAGGUGGAUUUGAACUGUGGUCCUGAGGGCUGUCUGGGAGUGCCGGGGUCUCCCAGCGCGG
Sorex fumeus (smoky shrew) is the source of this 1912-nucleotide messenger RNA. RefSeq names its product serine/threonine kinase 11 (gene STK11). Gene Ontology annotation, molecular function: ATP binding; protein kinase activator activity; protein serine/threonine kinase activity. The transcript has 10 exons. Bases 117 to 1877 code for a protein of 586 amino acids. NCBI's taxonomy places the organism in Eukaryota, Metazoa, Chordata, Mammalia, Eulipotyphla, Soricidae. Gene Ontology annotation, biological process: glucose homeostasis; regulation of cell growth; intracellular signal transduction. The record is from RefSeq and is a predicted model, not a curated record. Gene Ontology annotation, cellular component: cytoplasm.